Messenger RNA from Amphibalanus amphitrite, 1179 nucleotides. RefSeq names its product RNA polymerase II-associated protein 1-like. The transcript is spliced from 4 exons. Gene Ontology annotation, biological process: transcription by RNA polymerase II. The record is from RefSeq and is a predicted model, not a curated record. Bases 132 to 923 code for a protein of 263 amino acids. Gene Ontology annotation, cellular component: nucleus. NCBI's taxonomy places the organism in Eukaryota, Metazoa, Arthropoda, Thecostraca, Balanomorpha, Balanidae.
CGGCCGAUGAGAGGGAUUAAGAUUUGUACGGCCGAUAGGAGUGCCAGCAAAUCACCGCUGGCUGCUUCAAGCAGUCAAAUGCGAACAAUUUAUCGGGUAGGUUCGAUAGCUAACAGCUCUACUUCAUCAAAAUGGAGAUAAUAGAAAGAAAUGUGAGCUCUGCCCAUGCCAAACCGCCUGCACUAACAACUCAAAGAGGAUUCCCGGAGCCACAAAAACUAGCAGCCGAAUCAGAUGCCGAUCGUCCCAGUUCCGGGAGGAAGAGGAGCCUGUUUGCGCGACAGGCAGAAAAGCAAAGGAGGGCAGCACCCCCAGCUGCGUCACUUAGCGCGUCCGAUCAGUUCACUUCAGAUGGCCGCAGUGCGGUGGUGGACGGCUCCGGUCUGGGCUCAGCCGAAGAGGCGGCGGCCAUCCACCAGCAGAACGCCGCCGCCCUGGCCGCCAUGACUGAGGAGGAACGACUUGCAUCUCAGCAGCAGCUCGCGACCAGCAUCGACCCCAAACUACUCGAGUUCAUUCGCAAACGCCGCGCGGCCGCUGCUCCUGAGCCCAGCAAGCGACCUCCCCCAGAGGAUGGAAGUCGACUCGUCCCGAGCGACGCUGCUCCGAGCCAGGCCGCAGCCGGACAUCCAGAGGGCGAGUCCACAACACAAUCGGCGGGGGAGGUCAGUGCUCCUAUGGAUACGACGCCUCCUAACGACGCGGCGAUGGCAGAGCUGGAAAAGGUCAAAGAUCAGCUUCCAAUCGACAUAGACGAGGCGCGUGCCUGGCCUCACAUGGACAAAAUCGAGCCAGAAAAGCUGCUUUGGAUGACUGAACUACCUGCGCCCAAAGUCGAGAACGUGAAGACUGGAUUCACCGCGCGGUUCGAUUUUGAAGGUGAGAUAUUGCCACCUGUCGAUUCUGCACUUGCAUUGCUCUGAUUUGUGACCUCAGUGACCCCAGUAAUUUGUACCAUAAAGCCGGGAUGUCGUAGUUAAUCAAAUCGCAGGUGUCCGUCCCGAGGCCAUCACAAGUGGCUAGCUCGGCUGGUUUUUCCUGUUGCGAGGGUGAAUCGGCAUGUUGAAUGAUGCAGCGCGAUUCAACGGACGUCACAUGGGUUAACGACCAACUCCGACAGCAGUGGGCACCUAUUAUUGGCAGCGGAAAUGGGGUAGCAGAUUUGGGAGAAAUUGUCAU